Messenger RNA from Acanthochromis polyacanthus (spiny chromis), 741 nucleotides. It is a transcript of the gene lgals2b, whose product is annotated as lectin, galactoside-binding, soluble, 2b. Lineage: Eukaryota; Metazoa; Chordata; Actinopteri; Pomacentridae. The record is from RefSeq and is a predicted model, not a curated record. Bases 80 to 475 code for a protein of 131 amino acids. Gene Ontology annotation, molecular function: laminin binding; galactoside binding; carbohydrate binding. The transcript is spliced from 4 exons.
UGUCACCGGCGUUAUAUAAACCGCUCACCUGCCUGCAGAGCUCUGUCACUCCAGACGCAAUCCACUGACGACAGCCAAGAUGAAAGUCCAUGACAUGACAUUCAAGGAGGGGAAGGAGUUCAAGAUCCGCAUUAAGCCCAACGAUGACUGCAGUAGGUUUGCCAUCAACAUCGGCCAUGACCCUGACAACAUAGCGAUGCACUUCAACCCCCGCUUUGACUGGGGGGGAGACUCCAACGUCAUCGUCUGCAACUCCAUGUCUGGUGGAUGCUGGGGCGACGAAUGCCGCAACGGAAACUUCCCCUUUGUGCGUGGGGAGGAAUGCAAGUUUUACAUCAACUUCAACAUGGAGCAGUUUUACAUCAAACUCCCCGACGGCAGCAUGAUGGACUUCGCCAACCGCCUGGGAGACGUCAAGUACAAGUACUUUGAGGUCACCGGUGACGCAAAGAUCGUCGGCAUCAAGAUCAAGUAGAGGUUGACGUCUCUCUGACCCUUGACCUGUCUGGAUUUCGCUUGCUGCUGCAAUAGUCUGUUUUAAAUUACUGAGCCCAGGCCUGAAUGUCCAUCAUUCCUCCUGCUGAAAAGCAGCAUUAGAACAUGUAAACCAACAUGAACUGCUGAUCUUGUAAUAGGAAGAAACAGCCAAAAGAUGGAGCCACAGCACAUCUUACCUCACUUUGCAUGCCUGACAGCUCAUCAGUCACUGAGUGUGUUAAUAAAAGCUGAAAAAAGAACUAA